AUGUCCUUUGGAAACUGGAAGCCCACAGUGGUGGUCCAGGGUAUAGUCUGGAUCCUGUAUGGAUUGCUGCUGCAGCCGGAGCCAGGGACAGCGACCCUGCCCCUGCUCAUGGACUCUGUCAUCCAGGCGCUGGCGGAGCUGGAGCAGAAGGCACCAGCCACUGAGGCUGGCCAUAGUGCCGCUGCAUGGCUGCUGUCAGCCCAAGGCUCUGGUACCCACAGUCCCCUCCGUCACUUCCUGCUGGAGGGGAAGAGUCUCAACACCACCGAUCUGGAUCCUCCUUCGCUGAGCCCAGAGCUUCGAGGCCUAAUGGGAGAGGUGGCGAGACACAGCGUGCAGGAUGGGAAGGAAUACGGGGUGGUUCUAGCACCCGAUGGCUCAACCGUGGCUGUGGAACCUCUUCUGGCAGGGCUUUGGGCAGGGCUUCAGGGACACAGAAUCGUAAACCUCUCCUUAGAGAGCUCAGCCACCCCUCCGGAUGCUGGAGUCACCUUUCCAGACCUUGGAGCCACCUCCCCAGGGCUCAGCAAUGCCUCUCCUGAUGUCACCUCUGCGGAUGUCAGAGCUGUGUCUCCAAAUGUUAGCACCAAAGAUCUAGAUGUUGAAGCCACCUCUCCAGAAGCUAGACCUGGCUCUCCAGAUGUCCAAGCCUCCUCUCCAGAUACCAAGGCCAAGUUACCAACCGCUGUGGACAACAUCCUCGUGGUCACCCUGGCUGGAGACCUGGGCCUGAACUUCCUCCAGGGCCCCCAGACCUGGAAUCAUUCUGGACUGGGAACUGAGGGAUGCUGGGACCAGCUCUCUGUUCCCAGGACCUUCACGCUCCUGGCUCCUGAGGCAUCACCCCUCACCACGGCCUUCCUCAAUGGUGCCCUGGACGGAGCCCUCCUUGGAGACUACCUCAGCCAGACCCCUGAGCCCCGGCCACCCCUCAGUCAGCUGCUGAGCCAGUACUAUGGAGCCGGGGUAGCAGGAGACCCAGGAUUCCGAAGCAACUUCCGACGGCACAACGGAGCUGCUCUGACUUCGGCCCCCACCCUGACCCAGCAAGUAUGGGGGGCCCUCAUCCUGCUACAGAGACUAGAGCCAGCACAUCCUCGUCUACAGGGCAUGAGCCAAGAAGAGCUGGCACAGGUGGCCACCCAUGCUUCCAAGGAGUUCACUGAGGCUUUCCUAGGGUGUCCGGCCAUUCACCCGCGUUGCCGCUGGGGUGCCGCACCGUACCAGGGCCGCCCGACACCGCUGAAGCUGCCGCUCGGGUUCUUGUAUGUGCACCACACGUACUUGCCCGCGCCACCCUGCACCAGCUUUAAGCGCUGCGCCGCAGACAUGCGCUCUAUGCAGCGUUUCCACCAGCAGACACAAGGCUGGGCCGACAUAGGAUACAGUUUCGUGGUGGGCUCAGACGGCUACGUGUACGAGGGCCGCGGAUGGCACUGGGUGGGUGCGCACACACUCGGCCACAACUCCCGCGGCUUCGGCGUGGCCUUGAUCGGCAACUACACCGCGGUGCUGCCCUCAGAGGCCGCGCUGCGCGCGGUGCGAGACGAGCUCCCGCGCUGCGCUGUACGCGCGGGCUUCCUGCGGCCAGACUAUGCGCUGCUAGGCCACCGCCAGCUCGUGCGCACUGAGUGCCCCGGCGACCGGCUCUUCAACCUGCUGCGCACCUGGCCGCAUUUCGACAAGAAUGUGAAACCAAGAACUGCCAGGAGGGCCUCCAGCAGAUCCAAGAGAAGACCACCUCCAAUGAUACUGCUAUCCACUGACCUCCAAUAA
Molecule: messenger RNA, 1776 nt
Organism: Rangifer tarandus platyrhynchus (Svalbard reindeer)
Lineage: Eukaryota; Metazoa; Chordata; Mammalia; Artiodactyla; Cervidae
Source: the annotation of a GenBank genome assembly